UGCAUGGAGCCCCGGUGGUUCGCCACCCCUCACCCCGUCACCCUGCCCAGAGCAGCCAGGGGAGGGAGAGUUGUAUCCGGAUACGUGGUGGGGGUAGAGGCGGUCCCUGUCCCACCCUCGCACGGCACAGAGAGCAGAAUAGAGUAGAGACGUAGCCCAGCCGUCCCACCUCUACACAAAAACUAAAGAUGGCAACCUCCAGCACUCCGCUAAUCUCUCUGCUUCUAUUCGCGGUUUCCGUUACAAUAGUCUUCUGUCAAUACGAGAAAUACAGCUUCAGGAGUUUUCCGCGUCAUGAACUAAUGCCGCUAGACUCCGCGUAUAAAUACGCGCUGGACCAGUACACCGGAGAGAAAUGGCAGGAGACAGUUGACUAUCUCGAGGUCUCUCUUCGGUUGUACCGGCUGCUCAGGGACAGCGAGGCCUUCUGCAACCUCAACUGCAGCUCUGUGCGGCUGGACAACGAGGAGAAGUUUACCGACUUCCCGGAGCUGCGUGUGUUCGGUAACGUUAUGAAGAGGGCGCAGUGUCUCAAGCGGUGCAAACAGGGGCUGCCCGCCUUCAGACAGACCAUGCCCAGCCGGGACACCGUGGAGGAGUUCGAGAAACGGGAACCUUAUAAAUACCUGCAGUUCGCCUACUUCAAAUCUGAUAACCUGGCCAAGGCAGUGUCUGCUGCCCACACCUUCCUCCUGAAGCACCCUGAUGAUGAGAUGAUGCAGAGGAACAUGGCCUACUACAGGACUCUACCUGGAGCUGAGGAACACCUCACAGACCUGGAGACCAAGUCCUACGAGAUGUUGUUUGUGCGAGCGGUGCGGGCGUAUAACGGUGAUAACUACCGUACCUCAGUGUCAGACAUGGAGCUGGCUCUAAGGGAUUUCUUCAAGGUCUAUGAUGAAUGUCUGGCUGCUUCAGAAGGAGCCAGGGAGGUCAAAGACUUCAAAGACUUCUACCCCUCCAUUGCUGACCACUACACAGAGGUGUUGGAGAGGAAGGUGAGGUGUGAGGCCGAGCUGACUCCUGUGGUUGGAGGAUUCAUCGUAGAGAAGUUUGUAGCAACCAUGUACCACUACCUACAGUUCGCCUAUUACAAACUGAAUGACCUGAAGAACGCGGUUCCGUGUGUGACCAGCUACAUGUUGUUUGACCCCAGUGAUGAGGUGAUGAAGAACAACGUGGUGUAUUACCAGUACCACAGAGACAAAUACGGACUCAGCGAUGAAGAUUUCCUACCUAGAUCGGAGGCAGUACGGUACUUGAACCAGACCACCAUGCAGCUAGAGAUGCUUGAGUUCUCCAGACAACACCUAGCGAGCGAUGACGAGGGGGAAGUGAUGGAGUUUCUAGAUGAGUUCCUGGAUGCUUAGGAUCAGUAGCACACGCUGGACGCACUGAAAAUAAAGAAGGAAAGAAAGAUAUAGAGAAAGAAAGAAAAGGCUGAACUAAAUGACAGAAACGAGCGACGGCAGGUUUUCCCAGAAUGCCGCCGGGCCUUGGUUCCUCCCACUGGGUCGUAUUUAUUCUGAGGUUCCGAUUGGCUCAAAUUGGUUAGAUUUUUUUUAUGUGCGUAUAUGACCUUUUAAAUCAUGUUUUUUUAAUAGUUCUGGAUCAUGUGCACUAACAUGUACAUUGCAGAGGUACGGACAGUGAGUGAUAUUGUGGUAUUAAAUUGGUGAUGAAAUGAUAUGUGGCCAUUCUCUGUUAUGUAUGUUCACUCCCCUCUGUCUAUUGUCCAUGUUUUAAAUCAAACUGUUCACUGUCUUACAAGGAAAGAUAUAAAGAUAUUCACAUGGUUCGUUAAUAAUAAAACCACAUGGUAAAACCAA
Molecule: messenger RNA, 1829 nt
Organism: Salvelinus fontinalis (brook trout)
Lineage: Eukaryota; Metazoa; Chordata; Actinopteri; Salmoniformes; Salmonidae
Gene: crtap
Product: cartilage associated protein
Exons: 7
Coding region: 189-1370 (393 amino acids)
Biological process (GO): collagen fibril organization; peptidyl-proline hydroxylation to 3-hydroxy-L-proline
Cellular component (GO): endoplasmic reticulum
Molecular function (GO): collagen binding; protein binding
Source: RefSeq, a predicted model, not a curated record